Molecule: messenger RNA, 1196 nt
Organism: Equus caballus (horse)
Lineage: Eukaryota; Metazoa; Chordata; Mammalia; Perissodactyla; Equidae
Source: RefSeq, a predicted model, not a curated record
GUGUGAGGCUCCAUCUGUUUUCCAGCAUAUUUGUGGUUUCCUCCUCCUCCUAGACAACAUCUGACCAGGAGGAACAGGGGAAGAGAAGGAGCCACUGGACUGUGAUGUGCCUGUAAAGAAACGCUGACUGAGAGGAAGGGAAGAGAAACAUCCUCCUGCUAUGACCCGACAAGUACGCAGAGACAGUUUUGCUAAGACAGGUUGGAACACACUGCUCUGACUUCUCUCAUCCUUCUGGGUCUGGACAGGAGCAGGCCAUGGUCAACCAAAGCUCCCCAGUGGACUUCCUCCUUCUGGGCUUCUCUGAAUACCCAGGACUUGAAAGAACCCUCUUCAUCAUUGUCUUCACUUCCUACCUCCUGACUCUGAUGGGCAACACACUCAUCAUCCUGCUGUCUGUGCUGGACCCCAGGCUCCACUCUCCUAUGUACUUUUUCCUCUCCAACCUCUCCUUCUUGGACCUCUGCUUCACCACAACUUUUGUUCCCCAGAUGCUGGUCAACCUCUGGGACCCAAAGAAGACCAUCAGCUUCCUUGGCUGCUCUGUCCAGCUCUUCAUCUUCAUGUCCUUGGGAACCACUGAGUGCAUCCUCCUGACAGUGAUGGCCUUUGACCGCUAUGUGGCUGUCUGCCAGCCCCUCCACUAUGCGACCGUCAUCCACCCCCGCCUAUGCUGGCAGCUGGUGGCUGUAGCCUGGGUUAUGGGUCUUGUCCAAUCAAUAGUACAGACACCACCCACGCUCCGCCUGCCCUUUUGCCCCCACCGGAAGAUAGAUGACUUUUUAUGUGAAGUCCCUUCUCUAAUUAGACUAUCCUGUGGAGAUACCACCUUUAAUGAAAUCCAGUUAGCUGUGUCCAGUGUCAUUCUCGUGGUUGUGCCCCUAAGCCUCAUCCUUGUCUCUUACUGUGCCAUUGCCCGUGCAGUACUAAGGAUUAAUUCUGCAAAAGGGAGGAAGAAGACUUUUGGGACCUGCUCCUCCCAUCUCAUGGUUGUCACUAUCUUCUACAGUUCAGUCAUUGCUGUCUACCUCCAGCCUAAAAAUCGCUAUGCCCAGAAGAGAGGCAAGUUCUUUGGUCUCUUCUAUGCAGUAGGAACUCCUUCACUUAACCCUCUGAUAUACACCCUGAGGAACAAGGAAGUAAAGAGGGCAUUCAGGAGGUUGCUGGGGAAGGAUGAGGACCCCAGAGAGAGCUGA